AUGUCAGAAUAUCGAGAAAUCCCAAAAUUCAUCGUCGAUCUAUCCCUACCUCCCGAGACCCGCUACGAUCAUGUCGUUCCGCACUUCAAGACCGCUGUGGACUCGUGCGAUUUACCCUCCCUGUUCUACGCCCUCCUCGAUGAACCCGUUGGCAAAUUUGCCGGAAAAAUGAUAGCUGCGAUCUCGCCGCUGCUCAUGCGACGCGUUCAUUCAGAUGAGGAAAAUGCGGAAUUGGUCGGUAUCUCGAAAGCGAUUGGCAUUCCCAUGCACAUCCUCGUCGCCUUCAACGUUCUCUUGGACCUUUUGCUGGGAUGCACGAGCGGCGGGGUCAGAACAAUCAAUCCAGAUUCUGGUGGGAACGCGACGCGGAUGCUUCAUUUUCGGACUCUCGACUGGGCCAUGCAUCAGUUACGAAAUAUCAUCGUCGAACUCGACUUUGUUCGUAUGCCCGCAGGUCCGGUCAUUGCCACAACGGUUGGGUAUCUUGGGUACAUUGGCGUUCUGACGGGAGUGCGAAAAGGCAUGAGUUUGAGUUUAAACUUCAGACCGCACCACGCCAAAGAGACUCUUCGGCAACGACUGUCCUAUAGAUACAACCAGGCGAUGGUGGUUCUUGGGCAGCGGCAGUCGAUAUCAAGCAGUCUGAGAGAAAUUGUACUUGGUGACUCUACGAUAUCGGAGAAACAGUCUGAUGAAACACACGAGACGGACGAAAUCAGCCCCGAUUUGCAGGACGAAUAUGUACAACAAGUCCUUACAAAACUCUCGACAUCCAGUCCAACCGCCGCAUAUCUCAUCCUCUGCCAACCAGACCGCGUCUUCAUCAUCGAGAAAGACAACCACAGCGCAUCAAUCCGCGAAUCCGACACGUUCCUUGCUGCCUAUAACCACGACGCCAAAGACGAAGACAACCCCGCGCAUCUCCAACAAGCUGCGGAGGAGCUUGAAGAAGGCAAAGAUCCAACGGGCAUGGCAGACUUGGUGGCGUUUUCACUUGAGAGAAAGCAGGACUUGGAUGAGUUAUGGAGGAAAUGUGUUCGGGCUUGUAGAAGAAGGUACAAGCUGCGGAAUGACGUUGUGACGAAGGAGGAUGUGGUCAAGUUUUUGCAGAAUGAUAUGAUUAGGAAUGGGGAGACGCAUUAUGCUGUCAUCAUGGAUCCCAAGGAGGAGAAGGUCACAUGGCGGAGGGCGUAUGAGUAUGUUAGUGAGAGUGAAGGCGAGAGUACGGAGGACAGUUAA
Molecule: messenger RNA, 1239 nt
Organism: Fusarium subglutinans
Lineage: Eukaryota; Fungi; Ascomycota; Sordariomycetes; Hypocreales; Nectriaceae
Exons: 1
Coding region: 1-1239 (412 amino acids)
Molecular function (GO): hydrolase activity, acting on carbon-nitrogen (but not peptide) bonds
Source: RefSeq, a predicted model, not a curated record